Molecule: messenger RNA, 3330 nt
Organism: Pangasianodon hypophthalmus (striped catfish)
Lineage: Eukaryota; Metazoa; Chordata; Actinopteri; Siluriformes; Pangasiidae
Gene: tbk1
Product: TANK-binding kinase 1
Exons: 21
Coding region: 725-2908 (727 amino acids)
Biological process (GO): peptidyl-serine phosphorylation
Cellular component (GO): cytoplasm
Molecular function (GO): ATP binding; protein serine/threonine kinase activity
Source: RefSeq, a predicted model, not a curated record
UUAUUAAAUUUUUACACGCAGUGUCUGUUUUUGUCCUGGCUCGUGGUGUUUGUGCUUGUGUAUGAUCAGAUCGGGAUUAGUGGAUGUUUAUUCAGUCAGCAUGGGGUUUUAUUAGUGUCCGAUUCUCUUGUCGGAACGGCAUGCACUCAGUCGUUCACGACAUAUGAAUGGUCGUCGUUAAAUGCAGAGAAACUUGUGGAAUGGUCGGGUGUGCCUCAACGUGCUUAUAAAUAGUAGUAAAUAUAUAAAUAUAUAUAAACUUAAUAUUUCUAUAAUAAAUAUAUAAAUAUUUGUAUAUGUUUUUUAUGGUAAACACUUACCAUGUUUAGCUUUCGUUUUUGUGGCAGAAUAAAUCGUUGAUGAUAAAUCGAAAGCUACACAUCGACUGACAUGGUGUGUUUUCUUAAUCAUCUGAAAAAUUAUUUAAAAAAAAAAACAAAAAAAAAAACACCAUGUCGAAUUGGCCGCAUGAAGUUUUUUGUUGGUUGUGUUGGGAAUUUCCCACAGUCGUGACGUCACUCUGUAACCCAAUCCACCAGCCUGGGCUUUGAAUCUCUUCUUUUAUCACUUAAUCUUUUAUCUUCUUUUAUCACUUAGCAUAUCUGAAGCACAAUCAGUUCUGAUCUGCUCAUAUUAAUUAACUAGCCUAGUAAGCUGAAAGAGUAAGAAAUGUGGUGAAAAGACAUCAAGAAACUGCUAGAAGGUUCCUCUGAAGAAGAUCAUCAUGCAGAGUACGACAAACUACCUGUGGUUGAUCUCGGACCUGCUGGGCCAAGGGGCCACAGCCAACGUGUACCGUGGCAGGCACAAGAAAACGGGUGACCUCUAUGCCGUCAAGGUCUUCAACAACCUGAGCUUCCUGCGGCCUCUGGACGUGCAGAUGAGAGAGUUUGAGGUGCUAAAGAAACUCAACCACAAGAACAUCGUCAAGCUUUUCGCCGUUGAGGAGGAGUCAAACACACGUCACAAGGUCUUGGUUAUGGAAUACUGUCCAUAUGGCAGUCUCUACACAGUACUGGAGGAGCCAUCUAAUGCUUACGGUCUCCCUGAAGAUGAGUUCCUCAUCGUGCUGCAGGAUGUUGUGGCUGGAAUGAACCACCUGCGGGAGUACGGAAUAGUCCACCGAGACAUUAAGCCAGGGAACAUCAUGCGAGUAAUUGGAGAAGAUGGACGCUCUGUAUACAAACUUACAGAUUUCGGGGCGGCGAGAGAGCUAGAAGAUGAUGAACAAUUUGUGUCAUUGUACGGAACAGAGGAGUACUUGCAUCCAGACAUGUAUGAGCGAGCUGUGUUGAGAAAAGAUCACCAGAAGAAGUACGGAGCCACAGUGGACCUAUGGAGCAUUGGAGUCACGUUCUACCACGCAGCUACUGGCAGCCUGCCGUUCCGACCUUUCGAAGGACCUCGAAGGAACAAGGAAGUUAUGUAUAAGAUUAUUACCGAGAAGCCCUCAGGAGCCAUCUCAGGACAGCAGAAGUUUGAGAAUGGCAAGAUCGAGUGGAGCACAGAGAUGCCAGUGUCCUGCAGCCUCUCCAAAGGCCUACAAAGUCUGCUAACCCCAGUUCUGGCCAACAUAUUGGAGGCAGACCAGGAGAAGUGCUGGGGAUUUGACCAGUUCUUUGCCGAGACGAGCGACAUCCUGCACCGCACAGUGGUUUACGUCUUCAGCCUGCAGCAAGCCACGCUACACCACGUCUACAUCCACACGUAUAACACAGCCACACUUUUUCAGGAACUGCUCUUCAGACGCACCAACAUCAGCCCUCCCAAUCAGGAGCUCCUGUAUGAGGGCCGACACCUCAUGCUGGACCCCAACAGACAGGCGCAGACAUUCCCACGUACCAGCAGGGACAAUCCCAUCAUGCUCCUCAGCAGAGAACUUGUCAACACCGUUGGGCUUAUCUUUGAAGACCCAAGCCCUCCUAAAGUGCAGCCACGGUACGAUUUGGACUUGGAUGCCAGCUAUGCUAAGACAUUUGCCGGUGACGUGGGCCACCUGUGGAAAACCUCUGAGUCGUUACUCGUCUAUCAGGAGUUGGUGAGGAAAGGAGUGAGGGGUCUCAUAGAGUUGAUGAAAGAGGACUUCAAUGAGGCGGCACAUAAGAAAGCUGAGGUUUUCCACAUGUGUAACCACUGCAAUCAAACCCUGGAGAAGACUGAAAAGCUAUGUGCAACUUUAAUGCAGGGAAAUAUGUUAUCAGCCGAAUAUGAUGAAAUCCUGGACUUACACAAGAAAGUGAUGAGACUGUCUAACUCACUAAGCUCCAUGGAUCAGACCAUGCAAGACCUCAAAAACAAAUUCCUUCCUGGAGGAAUGCUGACAGAUACAUGGACACAGCAAGUGGGCACACACCCUGAAGACAGAAACGUGGAGAAAAUCAAAGUUCUUCUUGACGCCAUUACAGCCAUCUAUCAGCAGUUCAAGAAGGACAAAGCUGAACGACGCCUACCUUACAAUGAAGAACAAAUCCACAAAUUCGACAAGCAGAAGCUGGUGUUUCAUGCCACCAAAGCCCGUGCCCUGUUCACAGACGAGUGUGCAAUGAAGUAUCGGCUCUUCAUCUCCAAGAGCGAGGAGUGGAUGAGGAAGGUGCAUCAAGUUAGAAAGCAGCUGCUGUCACUGAACAAACAGUUUCUCAAUAUGGAACAGGAAGUGACCGUGAUCAUGCAGCGUGUGUACAAGAUUCAGGAACAGCUCCCACAGAAGAUCAUGCCCAUUGCGUCGAGUGGCAUCAAGCCCCAGGCUUACCUCAGCCAGAGCACUCUCGUGGAAAUGACAGCGGGGAUGAAGAAAUUGAAAGAGGAGAUGGAAGGAGUAGUCAAAGAACUGGCAGAAAACAAUCUCUUUCUGGAGAGGUUUGGCACUCUGACAGUAGAUGGUGGGCUGAGAAAUGUGGACAGAAUCUGAGAGCACAGCACGGCUACAAGACAGCACUGUUUAAAGAAAUAGUUCAGACAAAAAUGAAAAUGGUGUGCAUUGCAUUUUUGGUUAAACUAUUCCUUUAAAGCCAAGGUUUAUUUUGAAGGGAUAAAUAAGAUUGCCAAAUAUAUAUUUCUGUAUAUAUGUUAAUGUAAAUACUGAUCAUCUAGAGAGAUUUUAUUUCACUGUCUUUCCUUUUCUUAAUUAUAUCUGUAAGUUAAAUAAGAGAUGCCUGCUUUUAAGCCUGAUGACCUGCUUAUCUUGACGUCCAUCCAUCUGUGCUUGUACCCAGUUCAUUUUUUUCCCUGCACUUAAUAUUUCUAAGGCGCAUACAACCUUCGGAUAAUUAGACUGUACUGUAUUCGUCUCUGAAUGCUGCACAUGUGCAACAUUAAAGACUGCAAACCUGC